Molecule: messenger RNA, 6797 nt
Organism: Monopterus albus (swamp eel)
Lineage: Eukaryota; Metazoa; Chordata; Actinopteri; Synbranchiformes; Synbranchidae
Gene: col5a1
Product: procollagen, type V, alpha 1
Exons: 66
Coding region: 301-6282 (1993 amino acids)
Molecular function (GO): extracellular matrix structural constituent
Source: RefSeq, a predicted model, not a curated record
GACUCUACGUGACGACUGGAAGAGGGGGCAGCGCUUCUGGUCGGAGGCGCAGCGGUGCAGGACAGUUCAGCAGAGCAGAGAGGAGAGGUGCAGUGCGGGAGAGACGGUGCUCAUCCGUCAGCCAGCUGGAGGAACCCUCACUAACAAACCCUUAUGGCUGCUUGAGAAAUAACGAAACACCCCCCUCCCCCUUUUUUCUCUCUUUCUCUGGGACUUUUUUGCUUUUACUAGUUUUCUGAGUUGUUGCAAGUCUAAAUAGUUGAAAAGUGAAUCCACUUGCCGUGGACGUCUCUGGCGGUCAUGGAUACCCAUAUAAGAUGGAAAGUUAAACGGAGGAUAAGGGACGCCCAAAUCGCUUUAGCGGUGAUUUUGCUUUUUGUCAUAUGGCAAGCAAGUUCAGCGGAACCAGCAGACCUCUUGAAGAUUUUAGAGUUUCACAGUUUACCUGAGGGUGUUACAAGAACAACGGGUUUCUGCUCACAACGGAGGUCAACACAAGGACCUGAUGUGGCUUACAGAGUAUCCAAAGAUGCCCAACUCAGUGCCCCCACCAUACAGUUGUAUCCAGGUGAUGGUUUUCCAGAGGACUUUUCCAUCUUGGCUACAGUGAAGCCCAAGAAGGGCAGCCAGUCCUUCCUGUUGUCUUUGUACAAUGAACAGGGCAUCCAGCAGCUCGGCUUGGAAGUGGGACGCUCUCCCGUAUUCCUGUACGAGGAUCACAUGGGCAAACCCAGCCCUGAGGACUACCCCCUCUUCCGAGGAGUCAAUCUAGCAGAUGGAAAGUGGCAUCGAGUGGCCAUCAGUGUGCACAAGCAGACCAUCACCCUCAUUCUGGACUGUAAAAAGAAGACCACCCAGAAGCUACUCCGAAGCCCCAACCCCGUCAUCGAUACCAAAGGAAUUAUAGUGUUUGGGACUAGAAUACUUGAGGAAGAAGUCUUUGAGGGAGACAUCCAGCAGCUAAUGAUUGUAGCAGACCAUCGUGCUGCCUAUGACUACUGUGAGCGCUACAGCCCCGACUGUGAAGUGCCAGUGCUCGACCAGCCCCAGAACCAGGACUCCAAAACUGAUGACAAUCAGCCCACAGAGGAGGACAACUACUACUAUGAAUAUCCCUUCUAUGAUGACUUGGAAGGGAAGCCUCAUAAAUCAACCACUGACACUGAGACGACCACAGGAGAUGUCAAAGUGACAGAUGAAGACAGUGUGGUGUCUGCAGCGAAGAAGGUUGUGAGGGGUGUUGAGGACAAAGUCCCCACUAGCUCACCUGGCAAUGCCACCGAUUAUGUAUACAACUAUGGAGAGGAAAACGGCUAUGACAGCAACUACUACGAGUACGACACCGAGCCCACAGCGGCACCUGAUGGUGACACCUCUCGACGUGUUACCAUCACUAGCACUGACUUCGGGAGUGAGCUGGAUCUAGGAGCAGGAGGGAAUAUUGACUUGAGUACAGGGGCUGGAACUGAAAGGCGUGUCAUCACCAGUGCAGGAGGACCUUCAGUAGUCAUCUCCAACAAUAAAACAUCAGUGGGAAGUUCAUAUGAUGACUACGGCGGUGCAUAUGAAUAUGGUGACAACAACUAUUAUACCACUGAUGGAGCUGGAGGCAGCAGCAGUACAGUUCACACUGAUGGUGCUGGAGGCAGUAGUAGCAGCACUGUGCACAUCAGCGGUGGCGGGGUUGGAGCCGGUGGCGGCAGCGACAGUACAGUCCACAUAGGCGGUGGAGGUGGAGCUGGCGGCAGUAGCAGCGGUACACUUCACAUUGGUGGUGGAGGAGGCAGCACCGGUAGUUCUACCAUCACCACUGGAGGUGGGUCUGCUGGAGGAGGUUCUGUGUCUGUGGGAGGAUCUUCUACUGCUGGAGGUGGAUCGGCCAGCGCUGGUACUGGAGACAGGAGGUCCACCGAAACAGGUCUCGGUCUGGAUAAUGAGGGUGACUACACUGACCUAGACGGGUUCAAGGAGGAACAACUCACCGAGUAUGGCGAUUUAGAAAACUAUGGAGACUAUUCAGACCUGGAUUACAAUGACAAAGAAGGCAACGUGCUUCCUGCUCAGACCGAUGAGUAUUAUGGACAGGUCGAUGGUGCUCGUGGCGAGAAGGGACAGAAGGGAGAGCCUGCUGUUAUUGAGCCUGGAAUGUUAGUGGAGGGUCCGUCUGGGCCUGAAGGGCCACCAGGUCUCCCCGGACCCCCAGGUGCUUCUGGCCCACCAGGCAGUCCUGGAGAUCCUGGAGAGAGGGGUCUUCCAGGUCGCCCUGGUCUUCCUGGUGCCGAUGGUCUGCCAGGACCCACUGGCACUGUCCUUAUGCUGCCUUUUAGAUUCAGUGCUGGAGGUGACUCUGGACAAAAGGGACCUGCUGUAUCAGCACAGGAGGCCCAGAUGCAAGCCAUCAUGCAGCAGGCCAGGCUGGCUAUGCGCGGUCCUACAGGUCCAAUGGGUUUGACUGGCAGACCCGGCCCUCUGGGUCCUCCUGGUGUCACAGGACUGAAGGGAGAGUCUGGAGAGGCAGGACCUCAGGGACCUCGUGGACCUAUGGGAUCCCCUGGACCUUCUGGAAAGCCUGGCAGACGGGGACGUCCUGGAGCCGAUGGUGCCAGAGGCAUGCCUGGACAGUCUGGACCUAAGGGAGACAGAGGGUUUGAUGGUUUGGCUGGACUUCCUGGUGAAAAAGGACACAGAGGUGAACCUGGCCCCUCUGGGCCUCCUGGUGCUCCUGGAGAGGAUGGAGAGAGGGGAGAUGAUGGAGAGAUUGGACCCAGAGGACUUCCUGGUGAACCAGGGCCUCGUGGUUUGCUGGGACCAAAAGGACCUCAGGGACCUCCCGGACCUCCUGGUGUUACUGGAGCAGAUGGCCACCCUGGUCCAAAAGGAAACAUUGGUCCGCAAGGAGAGCCAGGACCUCCUGGACAGCAAGGCAAUCCAGGUGCCCAGGGUCUCCCAGGACCUCAGGGAGCCAUUGGACCUCCAGGAGAGAAGGGUCCUACUGGAAAGCCAGGUUUGACAGGAGUGCCAGGAGCUGAUGGUCCACCAGGUCACCCUGGAAAGGAGGGGCCUCCUGGAGAGAAAGGACACAUGGGCCCUGCUGGCCCUCAGGGACCUAUUGGUUAUCCUGGGCCCCGAGGCAUGAAGGGAGCCGAUGGUGUGCGCGGCCUCAAAGGAAACAAGGGUGAAAAGGGAGAAGACGGCUUCCCCGGCUUCAAGGGAGAUAUGGGUGUCAAGGGCGACAGGGGAGAGCUCGGACCAGCAGGACCCAGAGGAGAAGACGGGCCUGAGGGGCCAAAGGGACGCGUAGGUCUCCCAGGAGAUGCUGGUCCUCUUGGCCCAUCCGGUGAGAAGGGUAAACUUGGAGUUCCCGGAUUGCCAGGAUACCCAGGAAGACAAGGACCAAAAGGAUCUCAGGGUUUCCAAGGUUUCCCUGGUGCCAAUGGAGAGAAAGGAACUCGGGGAACAGCAGGAAAGCCAGGCCCACGUGGACAGAGAGGACCAACGGGGCCUCGAGGCGAGAGAGGACCAAGAGGACCAACUGGAAAAGCUGGACCUAAGGGUAACUCAGGAAAUGAUGGUCCACCAGGCCCUCCCGGUGAGAGGGGUCUGCCAGGACCUCAGGGACCAACAGGUUUCUCAGGACCAAAGGGCCCUCCUGGACCUCCAGGGAAAGAUGGGUUGCCUGGACAUCCUGGACAGAGAGGAGAGACUGGAUUCCAAGGCAAGACUGGCCCCCCUGGUCCUCCAGGUGUGGUUGGACCUCAGGGACCAACCGGUGAGACUGGACCAAUGGGAGAUCGUGGUCAUCCUGGACCCCCAGGCCCACCUGGUGAGCAGGGUCUACCUGGAGCUGCAGGAAAAGAAGGAGCUAAGGGUGACCCUGGCCCUAUUGGCUCACCGGGUAAGGAUGGCCCUCCUGGGCCAAGAGGCUUCCCUGGAGAUAGAGGUCUUCCCGGCCCUGUGGGUGCUCAUGGCCUGAAAGGGAAUGAGGGUCCUCACGGCCCACCUGGCCCUGCUGGUUCUCCUGGUGAGCGAGGUCCUGCCGGCCAAGCUGGACCUACAGGUCUUCCUGGACGUCCUGGCCCACAGGGACCUCCAGGCCCUGCUGGAGAGAAGGGUGGACCGGGAGAAAAAGGACCUCAAGGCCCAGCUGGAAGAGAUGGCAUUCAGGGACCAGUGGGUCUGCCAGGACCUGGAGGACCUCCUGGACCACCUGGAGAGGACGGAGACAAGGGAGAGAUCGGAGAGCCAGGCCAAAAAGGAAGCAAGGGUGACAAAGGAGAACAUGGUCCACCUGGUCCUACUGGCCCUCAGGGGCCUGUUGGAGCGCCUGGUCCUGCUGGUGCAGAUGGUGAGCCCGGUCCCAGAGGUCAGCAGGGUCUGUUUGGCCAGAAGGGAGAUGAAGGAGCAAGAGGAUUCCCUGGUCCUCCAGGCCCAGUUGGGCUGCAGGGCUUGCCUGGUCCACCUGGUGAGAAAGGUGAAACUGGGGACGUUGGUCAAAUGGGUCCACCCGGCCCCCCUGGUCCAAGAGGUCCCUCAGGACCCCCAGGAGCCGAUGGCCCUCAGGGACCUCCGGGUGGCAUUGGAAACCCUGGCGCUGUUGGAGAAAAAGGCGAUGCUGGUGAAACAGGAGAGCCAGGUCUUCAGGGAGAAGUUGGCCCACCAGGUCCAAGAGGAGAGCGAGGUGAGAAGGGAGAGGCCGGUCCAGCUGGUGCAGCUGGACCUCCUGGCCCUAAGGGUCCCCCUGGAGAUGAUGGUCCCAAAGGCAGCCCAGGUCCAAGCGGUUUCCCUGGUGACCCUGGUCCCCCUGGAGAGCCUGGUCCUGCUGGGUUAGAUGGUCCACCUGGUGACAAGGGAGAUGAUGGAGAGUCUGGUCAGGCUGGUUCACCUGGACCCACUGGAGAGUCUGGCCCCCCUGGACCACCAGGAAAGAGAGGCCCCCCUGGAGCAGCAGGACCUGAGGGAAGGCAAGGAGAAAAGGGAGCCAAGGGAGAGCCUGGUUUGGAAGGCCCCCAAGGAAAGACCGGCCCUGUUGGCCCUCAAGGAUCACCUGGCAAGCCUGGUUCUGAAGGCCUCAGGGGUAUCCCUGGCCCAGUUGGAGAGCAAGGUCUACCUGGUUCUCCGGGCCCAGAUGGCCCUCCUGGACCCAUGGGCCCUCCUGGUUUGCCUGGCUUGAAAGGAGACUCUGGUGUCAAAGGAGAAAAGGGCCAUCCGGGUCUUAUUGGUCUUAUUGGACCCCCAGGUGAACAGGGAGAAAAGGGGGACAGAGGUCUUCCUGGUCCUCCGGGAUCCUCUGGUCCCAAAGGAGACAAUGGUAUUGCUGGUCCCCCAGGUCCAAUUGGUCCCCUCGGUCCUCCAGGAUUACCUGGUCCUCCUGGUCCAAAAGGAGCUAAAGGGUCAUCGGGUCAAACUGGACCAAAGGGAGAGACCGGUACACCUGGACUUCCUGGCCCCCCUGGCCCACCUGGUGAUGUUAUUCACCCACUCCCAAUUCAGGCUCCCAUCAAGGGUAGAGCACGUAGGAACAUUGAUGCUAGCCAGAUGGUGGAUGAUGCACCUGUGGAUGCCAACUACAAGGACUACGAUGAUGGCAUGGAGGAAAUCUUUGGCUCACUCAACUCCCUUAAGCUGGAGAUUGAGCAGAUGAAGCACCCACUGGGCACACAGACCAAUCCUGCUCGUACCUGCAAGGACCUGCAGCUCUGCCACCCUGAUUUCCCUGAUGGUGAAUACUGGAUUGAUCCAAACCAAGGCUGCUCGCGGGACUCCUUCAAGGUUUACUGCAACUUCACAGCAGGUGGAGAGAGCUGCAUCUUCCCAGAUAAGAAGUCUGAAGGGGCUAGGCUCACAUCUUGGGUAAAGGAGAAUCCCGGCUCCUGGUUCAGUGAAUUCAAACGUGGUAAACUGCUCUCCUACGUGGAUGCGGAGGGCAACCCCAUCGGUGUGGUCCAGAUGACUUUCUUGCGGCUGCUGAGCGCAGCAGCCAGACAGAACAUGACAUACAACUGUCACCAGUCGGUGGCCUGGCACGACCAAGAGCAGGACAACUACGACAAGGCCAUCCGCUUCCUGGGCUCCAAUGAUGAGGAGAUGUCUUAUGAUAACAAUCCCUACAUCCGCGCCAUCGUCGAUGGCUGUGCGUUAAAAAAGGGCUAUGAAAAGACAGUACUAGAGAUCAACACACCAAAGGUGGAACAGGUGCCAUUUGUGGACAUCAUGUUCAACGAUUUUGGCAGUUCUACACAGAAGUUUGGAUUUGAAGUGGGCCCUGUCUGUUUCCUCGGCUAAGACUGUUUACUGAGCAAAUGGAGAAAAAAAAGCAUAUUUUUGUUUUCUCAGAAAAAUAUGAGACAGAAUAGGACAAUUUUAUUUGUAAAAAAAGUAACUUUUUCCAUAAAGCAACAAGUAUGAGUAAAAUUAAAUCAAGUUGAAAAUACAGUGAAAUUUUAUAAGAAUAGAGGAAAAAUAACCUUGAAACCUCAGUGUGCCUUCUCCAUCACAUGCAAGUUUUGAAACUGGAUGUCAGGUCCUGCCUCCUGCACAACACACCUAGCUCUCACAUGCACACACACACACACACACACAAAUGAAGCCCCAUGUCAUCACAGUAGAUUUACAUGUUUUUUUGUCCCAAACAACAAAGGCGACCCUGAGAGCUGCGGCCGGGUUCCAGAUGGUCGCAGUAUUUGCCACGGACUCCAUGUGAUUUUGGUCUUUUCUUUUCUUCAGCUCUGCUCUCUUGUUUGCCCUCAUCUCCCUGGCUUUUUCCACUUGUCUCUUGUUGGUUUGUUUGCUCAUUCAUU